UGCAAAAUCAAUCAUAUUUAAAUAUAUUUAAUUAUUUUUUUGGAAUUUCGCACAAAAUCAUAAGUUAAAAAAAAUAUACAUAAAUAUUAAGUCCAACGCGUUUGAUCUCUUCAAGAAAUGAGUGCAGGAGAACGAUGUUCAUCUUUGGAUCGAGGCAUGCGUCAUAAACCAUCGAAACCACCACGGUAUAUACCUGGUAAAUCGCCAAAUCGGUCGCCGACAAGAAAUCAAUCAUGUAGUCCGCAGCAUGUGCCAAGUUCUCCAGAACCAUUUCGUUAUAUGCCAAGUCCUGGUACUUUGGUCCAUACGCCGUCUUAUGCAUUGGGUCGUUAUAAUGCCCACACCGAAGACAUAUUAACCAGACCCGAGGAACAUUUUUACGACUAUAAUGAUCAAAUAGAUAAUCAACUUGCCAAAACUCCUCUUCGAGAACCUUCGCAUGGCAUCAGAGGUCGUCGUCGCAUUGAAAAUUUACCCGAAGAAUUACUCGAAGAAUUUGAAGAACCUUCUUUCUACGAACCACCGGAAAAUGCUUCAUUUGAUGAAUUAAUGUGUGUCUUUCCUAGUCCGGUGGUUACCGGUGCAAGAACGCCUAUGACAAUGGAACCCAGUAGCCCCAAGACAAAAUCACCUGUCACUAAAAAAGUUCAGGCAACUAUAGAGGAGGUGCCAAAAAGUGUUUCAAAGAAAAAAGUCGUGUCCUCCAAAGGACAACCUAAACAACGUCCCGUUCAACAUCCUCCCGAUUAUAUUGAUCCGGAAGAUGCGGCAGCAAUUUUGCUAGCACGCCAAUUGGCUGGCCUCAAAACAAGUAAUCCCAAACUACUACCAAAACGAAGUACACCACCAGGAGUCAAAACUCUUCCGGAGAAAAUGGCAUCUCCGUCUCCUCUACCCACAUAUGAAGGAAUUAUAAGGAGGAUGGAAGCUAUACGUGCUGCGGCAAAUGCAAAAAAGGCUGAAACUCCUACAAGAACGCCAGCAUUAUUGUCAACUUCUGUACAGGAUCAGUUAGACGAAUUUGAAACGUUGGAGCAAUUAUAUGAGGCCCAACCUCUACAAUGUCCCAGAGAUGCCGCAGAGCCAGGUUCUGAGAUUGGUCAUUCAUUGGUGGAACGUAUCGAACAUUUACAGCGUCAACUUUUGGAUUCCCCUAAACCACCAGCAAGUCCCGCUUUUGAGUUACCACCUAUAAUUCGAUAUUAUGAUUUACUGAGGCAACAAGAUGCAUUAGCCAAAGCCCAAAGAUUGCAACACCCAGAAGAAGAGCAUGGGGUGGAAACGGACUCAUUGGAAGUUGAUGUUGAUUUAAACGAAAUACAAAAUAUAGCCGAUUGGGAAUUGGCUGAAUUGUCUCAAAAUCUCGGUCCAAUUCCCGAAUCGCCGUUAAGAGAGAAAACUCCCAAACGGCAAGAUAUUUGCAUCCCAAUGUCCCUUGCAACACCGAAGGUACCAGAAUACUUGUUAUCCCCUAAUUUAUUGGCAGAUUUCGAUUUGGAAGAAGAUCAUGAUAUGUCCUUGGUUAACAUUUCAAUGCCAGCUGAAGUCUGUCUACAAGAUAGCUUUGUCGAUGAACCGAGAUUGGAUGAUGUAACAUCGCCAGAUCUAGAUGACUUAUCUAUAUCUGUACCAGAAGCACUACAACCUGAUUAUCCCUUGGAUUUGUCUAGUCAAGAGCAAGAUAAAUCAUCGGCAGGAUUCUUAACUUCUGUGGUUGGGGCGGUGGUGGAUAAAUUUCGAAAUAUGUUUGUUGGUUCUGCCUCAGAGGGAGUUGAAGAUGAACAAAAGGCCACGGAGGUUGAUCGUACUAUAAAUUUAGACUCUUCACUUCCAAAUAUCUUUAAAUCUACUCCACCGCCAGCAAAACCUAUAACUUCCCAAAAAUUAGAAACAGUUGCAUCAUGCCCGCCAAAGGCCAAAGAGACAAGUCCAGAAUCGCCAAUUGUUAUACCCACAGAUCCCAUACAUCCCAAAGAUUAUAAAGCUAUGGUAAAGAGAGCCCAGCUCAUACAUAAACUCAGGGCCAGAGAGGCAGCUAAAGCCAAGGCGCAGGUUGAAGUUAAAUCCGAGAAAAAGCCUGAAAUAAAAUCCACGAUACCAAAAAGAGCUCCCGCACCCAAGAAACGCCCAGUGAAAAAGAAAAGCCAAACAGAGUCUCCACAAAAAAUAUAUCCACCGGGUGAAUAUCCUCCGGGCUAUGUUGAAGCCGUGGCCCGGGCCAGACUAUUGGCAGGCUAUAAAAAUAGAUCUGCCCUUUUGAAUCCUCAAAGGGCAGCUAGGUUGGCAGCUUUAAGAGCUCAAAAAGAAGCCGAACAAGCAGCCGAAGCAGCUUUGCCUCCCGUCGAAAGGAUGAAGAAACGUAUUGCUCGUAUACGGGAAAAAAGAGGAAAAUUAUCCACGCUUAGGCCUUCCAUAGAUACCUUGGCAACUCUGGAGGCAAUAAGGGAAUCUUUACCCAAACCCGAAAUACCAAAACCUCCUGGCCAGGGAAAAUGGAAACCUAUGCCGCGAAAACUUAAAACCGGCGAUGAGGUUUUUUCUAAACAAUACCAAAGAGCUGUGGAGCAAAUUCAACCCAUGACGCCCAUUAAAGAAGAGAGCUUUGCCCAAGGAGAUUUAAUAAGCUUCUCACCACUGAGGCCGCAUGAAAUGCGUUUGAGAUUGGAACAUCUUAAGAAGCAAGCGGAGUCUAAAGCCAUUUCUAAAUCGCCUAUAAAGUCAAUUGAAGAAUAUGAGGAAGUCCAACCAUUUCAGUAUACUCCCAUAACCUUGGAUAGUCCGGAGAGACCUAGAACGAAAGAAACCCUCAGGGAAACAGUUACAACUAGAAUUGAUGACCAAAGUGGGUUGGAAGAGAGAAUUCACGAGGAAAUUCUGGAAACAUCCAUUAUCGAUAAGGGUGAGGUGCAUACAACGACUAAGAAAAUUACAACAAAAACUGAUGCAUUCGGAAAUAUAAAAUCCCGUCAAGAGGAAGAUGUUGAGAAUAUCGACGCCAUAGGGGUUCCAGUUUUUCUUGAUAUUUCGGAUACAAUGCAGGCGCCACCAGAUAGGGAUUCAGUAUUACCAGGACCCUCAGAGUUAAUAGAGAAAAUUCGACAACAGGCUCAACAAAGACUUCAAAUGGCACAGCCAACCCCCUUCCCAAGACCAAUGGAAAGUCCUCUGAAAAUUCCAAUGCCCACAGAUUUACCUGAUGAAGAUAUAUUUGAAAUCGAUAUGCCGCAAAUGGAUUUUAUUUCACCCAUAAAACAAAUGCCCAUUUCGGCACCACCAGCUACGGAUCCAACAAUACGAACACCCUCGGAGUUAAUAGAGAAAAUUCGACAACAGGUUCAAAAAAAACUUGAAAUGACACUACCAAUCCAUGUUCCAAGGCCCAUGGAAAGUCCCAUGAAAAUUCCAAUGCCCACAGAUUUGCCAGAUGAAGACAUAUUUGACAUUGAUAUGCCGCAAAUGGAUUUAGUUUCACCCAUAAAGCAAAUGCCUACAAGUCCACACCUACAACAACCAGCGGAUGUUUCCUUACCAUAUCUAUUUCCUGACAGUCCACAGAGGAUUAAAUCCCCACACGUUUCCCCCGAAAAACCUCAAAAACCCAUAUGUCCUGUCAAAGUAUUAACGCCCGUUGUGGAACCCAAGAAAGAAACCAUUAUUAUACCACCAUACCCUAAAGAUCCCAAAGACUAUGUUGGAAUGGUGAAACUGUCCAGAGCUUUAUACCAACUACAAAAACAAAAGGAAGCCGAGGGGGCUGCGUUGGCAGCAAAACAACCUCCUGCGGCUGCUCCUACCAAGAAACCGUUAAGUAAAAAACCCAAAGUAUCCAAAGAAAAACUGCCUCCCAAAAAGAAACCGCCCAAAGAAAUCCCGCCUGAUGAAUAUCCCGCAGAACCCCCUCCACUACCAGCUGAUUACGUUGCUGCGGUGGCAAGGGCCCGGCAACUGGCAGGUUUAAAAAAUACUACAGCAUUACUUAAUCCCGCAUUGGCAGCAAAAAUUGCUGAACAAAAGGCUGCAGAUGAAGCAGAAUUGGCAGAAUUUGAAAAGCUAAGUGCCUUUGGACAGAUUCAAAAGAGAAUGGAGAAACUAAGAAAUAUUCCCGAGAAACGAAAACUACAACCGUCUGCUGAAGUUUUAGGUAUGAUUGAGGCCAUACGUGCUAAUUUGCCGGAAAUAGAAGCAAUAGAAUCUGAAACGCAAGAAGAAAUGAGAGAAAGGCCUGUCUGUCCAAUGUUAUCACCAGAAGCAACAGAAGCAUUGGCACGAAAACCCAUGGAAAGUACAGAUAAACAGUACACGUCCCUAAAACAAUUUGAAGACUUGGAAAGGCAAUUACUGGCUUCCGAAGAGGGCAAAACUGUAGUGGGUGUCACAGAUACAUCAUUGAAAGAAUUUGAAGCUUUACAAAGGCAAAUGGCAGCCUAUCCUAAAGACACUUCUUUGGAUGAAUUUGAAGCUUUAGAAAGGCAAAUGGCAGCCUAUCCUAAAGACACUUCUUUGGAUGAAUUUGAAGCUUUGGAAAGGCAAAUGGCAGCAUGCCCCAUAGAUACCUCAUUGGAUGAAUUUGAAGCUUUGGAGAGACAAUUAGCAACCUGCCCCAAAGAUACUUCCCUUGAGGAAUUUGAGGCCCUAGAAAAGCAAAUGGCAGCAUGUCCCAAGGAUGCAUCCCUAGACGAAUUUGAGGCCCUUGAAAGACAGUUAGAUGCCGAUGACUACAAAAAACAAGUAGCCAAUGCAUAUGCCAAGACCAGAGAAACUCCUAAGGGAAUCGCAGGCUACCGUAGAGUCAAAAAGAGAAAUUUAAUGGAUGAAAUGACUGAACCAAGACACGAUCCAGAAUUUUAUCAACAACUAAUUGGAGAAUUUGUUCAACAACAUCCAAAGGAACCACAGCCAAGGAGGAUAAAACCAUUUGAAGAUCUAAUUAUUUCAACACCCUUAAGUGCUAAGGAACGUUUUCGCAGAAUCAAAGAAGCUCAAGCUAAACAGAUUUUAUCCAGCGAAAUAAAAACACCCAAAGGUUCUCCAACACCAAUUGCACUAACUCAUUAUAGUCCCAUUACUUUAUCAAGUCCAAGUGGUCCACCAUCUGGGGAUAGGUCUAGUGUUACUUUGGCAAUGAAAACAAUAGAACGUAAUGUACCUUUGGUCAAUCUUCAAAGUCCCGACCAACCUCUGCAUUUUGGAAAGCAAUUCGCCCAACUUGAAGACAUGCCUUUGGAUGAUAUCGAAUAUGAGGAUUUGCCCACAUUUAGGGAUGUCUCUUUUGAUAAACCAUUAACGCCACCACCAAAACCAGCGGAACUUAUUGCCAGAAUCAGGCAACAAGUACAACAGCGUCUGCGAGAAGAACAAAUGGAAGAGACCAUAGUUCCACCACCGCCUCAUACUAAGUUUCCUGAUAACCUACCGGAGGAGGAGUUACUUGAACUCAGUGCUCCAUCUUUUGCUCAGACUCCAAAAACCGGAACUCCCAAGAGGCCAACAACACCCAGACAUUCCUUACCAUAUGUUUUUGGUGAACCACCUGCAGCCACUCCGGUGGAGGCUAGAAAAACACCCAUUACAAUCCCAGAACCUGAGUCUCUGCCGAGUCAAGUUACGGAAACUAAGCCAGCGACUCCGAAAACGACUAUUGGCCAAAUAUUUCCACAUAAUUACCCCAAAGAAUAUGUGGCCAUGGUUAAGAAAGCCCAGGAAAUGUACAAAUUACAACAGAAACAAAAAGAGGCUGAAAAAGCAGCGCCUAAAAUUAGGCCACUUUUAUCGAAAGCCCCUUUGAAAACCAGAAAAACUGAGUUAAGGAAAAAACUUGGCCAAAAGAAAAAAACAACCGGACAAAAAGCCGACAAGAAAGAAGACAAAUCUAUGGAAUACCCUGAGGAGUUGCCACCACUACCUGCAGAUUAUUUGGCUGCUGUGGCUCACGCUCGAAAGUUGGCUGGCCUCAAAAAUACCACAGCUGCACUAAAUCCCGAAAUUGCAGCAAAAAUUGCAGCAGAAAAGGCCAAAGUUGAGGCCGAGGCUGCUGCCUUUGAAGCUAUGACUGAACACGAAAAACUAAAAUUCCGUAUGGAAAAAUUGAAACAGAAACCCGGAUUCAAGGUGACUACAAAACCAACAAUGGAUCAACUGGCUUUUCUGCAACACAUGAAAGAAGUGUGUCCUCGUGCGGCAGAAGAAAGUCAAAGGGAAGCUAUUGUCGGCGAAGAGCCCAUACAAGGUGUAAUGUUAACUCCAAAAUUGGUGCAAGAUGGUCGGGAUGAAACUUUUGAUGAAAUGGCUGAAUUUGAAAAGCUCGAACAAAUAGAAUGUCCCGUACGACCAAUGCCCGCGGCAAAGUUAAAAGACACACCGGCAUUGGAAAUCCAAGACUUAAUAACAAAAAUGGAGCAACAACAACUGGGCACACCUUUGCCACCUCAAGAACGUUUCAAACAGCUUUUGGCCCAAAAACAAGCUACACCUAUUGCCCCACAAACACCGCAACUUAAUGAAUUACCAAUAAAGCCUUAUAGCCCCAUUUUGCUCAGGCAUUCACCCACCACUCCGAAGAGAGUAACGCUUAGUGAAAAAGCAACAACACAAAUCACCAAGAAGGGUCCUGACACCAUUAAGGAGAUGAUGCGAGAAACUUCUGAAAUAGUGAAUGGAGAAUUGCAAGAAACUAGCGAACAUAUUACCACAGCCACAGAUUCUCUGGGCAACAUAAUCUCACAAACUAAGGAAACCAAAAAGUUUAUAGGCUUUGAUACACCAAUAGAGGCGGAACCCCUAGAAGCUGUCGAUGAACCAAGUUUCCUUGACAUUACACCCGUAUCUCCCAUCGAAGCGCCACCCAAGCCCAGAGACCUAAUCGAAAGAAUACGCAAAAAAGUUCAAAGUAGACCGCCAAGACCUGAAGUACCAAUGGGCCAACUUAUAGAAUUGAGAACACCACCGAAAGCGCUGCCACUACCGCAAAAUGUUCCCGACGAAGACUUACUGCAGAUAACUCUGCCAGAUUUGCCAAAAACUCCUCCUACAAAGAUGACCGAUGAUUUAAGAAAGGCAAGAAAAUCUCCGGAACGUGUACUGAAUGUUUCGCUUCCUGAAAUGUUUGUUGAGACACCAAAACAAUGUAGGGGUCUCACAUCCCCCCAAACGGAAGAUUAUACCCUGGAAGCGCCACCAUUACCUGAUGAUUAUGUUGAACAGGUUGCCAAAGCCAGGCAGUUGGCGGGACUGAAAAAUACCACUGCUGCCCUUAAUGUAAAAACUGCAACAAAAUCUGCAGAUGAGCUCCACUUUGCCAAGCUGAUGACAAAAGUUGCUGAAAUGAGGAAGCAAGGGCAAUUACGACAAACGGAAGAUUCCAUAGUACAAUCAGAGGAGGCAUCUUUGGUGUGCCCCAAGGCAAAAGAAAUUUACGAGGAAACACCCAAAACUCGUUUGAAGAAACUGAAGGAAUGGGCAGCAAAGACUUCUAAAGAAGCAACUGAGGAUCGCAUAGAACCCAAAACACCUAAAAUUGAUGAAAUUCCCUAUGAACCUAUAACCUUGGAAAGUCCAUGGGUAAAAGCUGGAGAAGCAUGGAAAUUAGAUGCAAGUCGAUUUAAAGAAUUACGGGAUUUAAGUGCUCUCAUUGAUCUGGAAGAGCCAAGUUUUCUUAACAAAAGCCACGAGCAAUACUCCCCACAACCAACCCCAUCGCGUUUGAUUGCAGAAAUACGUCAACAGGUCUAUGACCGUUUAAGAGAGGAAAAUAUCCAACAAACCAUUGUAGACGUAUCCCAACCUGACCUUAGAGAUGCAUCAAUGCCUAGAGAAUUAUUUAGUUAUGAUUCGCCACAGCAUCAUAUCCAUCGUAUGGCAAAAUCAGAGGUAGAUAUUGGCGAUAUUUCAAUGCCAGCUGAUUUGAGCAUAGUUGGAGGAAAAACACCAGAUUUCUCAGAAGCUGCAAUUGGCGACAUAUCAAUGCCUAGCGGACUUUAUAGUUCUUCUUGUGCCCAACAGGAUGCCCAUGUCGUAGACAAAUCUGAGCUGGAUAUUGGCGAUAUUUCCAUGCCAGCGGAUAUGAGAAGAGAUUUAAGAAUGUAUUCACAAUUGCAAAACUUUCGAAUUCAUAAUAUAUCCGAACCUGCCCUGGGAGACAUAUCUAUGCCUCCUGAAUUAUAUAGUAUUUCUUCUCCACAGCGAGAUGCCUAUUUACCAGAUAGAUCAGAGUUGGAUAUAGGCGAUAUUUCCAUGCCAGUGGAAAUGAGCAGGGAUGAAAGAAUGCUAUCGCAAAUUCCCCAUCCGCAAGAUAUCUCAGAAGCUGCUAUUGAAAACAUAUCAAUGCCCUCCGAACUAUAUAGUUUUUCUCCUUCUCAGCAACAUGCAUAUUUAGCGGAUAAAUCAGAGGUUGAUAUAGGCGAUAUUUCAAUGCCAGCUGAUAUGACCAGAGACGAUAGAAUGGUAUCGCAUUUACAACAGUCCCGUCUACAAGAUAUCACAGAAGCUGCAAUUGGAGACAUAUCAAUGCCACCCGAAUUAUAUAGCUUUUCAUCACCUCCACGAUGUGAAUAUGUACCCGACAAGUCGAGGUUGGAUGUAGGCGAUAGGAGAAUGGUAACGCAUCUACAAAGAUCCCGUUUGCUUAAUGUAUCAGAACCUGCUCUAGGCGACACAUCAAUGCCACCUGAAUUAUAUAGCUUCUCCUCUCCACAGCGGAAUGCUUAUUUAUCGAAUAAAUCUGAGGUGGUUGAUAUAGGCGAUAUUUCAAUGCCAGCGGAUAUGAGCAGAGAUGGAAGGUCCCACUUGCACGACAUAUCCGAACCCGCUCUAAAAGAUAUAUCGAUGCCACCUGAGUUAUACAGCUUCUCCUCUCCACAGCGGAAUGCCUAUUUACCGAAUAAAUCUGAGGUUGAUAUAGGCGAUAUUUCAAUGCCAGCGGAUAUGAGCAGAGAUGGAAGGUCCCACUUGCACGACAUAUCCGAACCCGCUCUAAAAGAUAUAUCGAUGCCACCUGAGUUAUACAGUUUUUCAUCUCCACAGCGGAAUGCCUAUUUACCGAAUAAAUCUGAGGUUGAUAUAGGCGAUAUUUCAAUGCCAGCGGAUAUGAGCAGAGAUGGAAGGUCCCACUUGCACGACAUAUCCGAACCCGCUCUAAAAGAUAUAUCGAUGCCACCUGAGUUAUACAGCUUCUCCUCUCCACAGCGGAAUGCCUAUUUACCGAAUAAAUCUGAGGUUGAUAUAGGCGAUAUUUCAAUGCCAGCGGAUAUGAGCAGAGAUGGAAGGUCCCACUUGCACGACAUAUCCGAACCCGCUCUAAAAGAUAUAUCAAUGCCUCCUGAAUUAUACAGCUUCUCAUCUCCACAGCGGAAUGCCUAUUUACCGAAUAAAUCUGAGGUUGAUAUAGGCGAUAUUUCAAUGCCAGCGGAUAUGAGCAGAGAUGGAAGAAUAUUAUCGCAUUUACAACAGUCCCAUUCGCAAGAUAUCUCAGAAGCUAAUAUUGGAGACAUCUCAAUGCCUCCUGAGUUAUAUAGUUUUUCUUCUCCUUCUCGAUGUGCAUAUUUUCCAGAUAAAUCUGAUUUGGAUAUAGGCGAUAUUUCAAUGCCAGCUGAUAUGACCAGGGACGGAAGAAUAUUAUCGCAUUUACAAAGAUCCCGCUUGCAUGACAUAUCCGAACCUGCUCUAAAAGAUGUAUCAAUGCCUCCUGAAUUAUAUAGCUUUUCGUCCCCACAGCGGAAUGCCCUUUUACCGAAUAAAUCCGUGAUGGAUAUAGGCGAUAUUUCAAUGCCAGCUGAUAUGUCCAGAGACGAGAAAAUGGUAUCGCAUUUACAACAGACUCGUCUGCAAGAUAUUUCAGAAGCUGCAAUUGGAGACAUAUCAAUGCCUCCCGAAUUAUAUAGACCCUCUUCUCCAGAGCGAUGUGCGUAUUUGCCGGACAAAUCCGUGGUUGAUAUAGACGACAUUUCAAUGCCAACUAAUAUGAGUCGAGAUAUAACGAUGUUAUCUCAUUUACAGAGCUCCGGCUGGCUAGAUUCUCCACAGCUGAUUUCACCUCCAACAAGGCAAAAAUUUGCCCAGGAAAUACCCGUUUCAAUAAAAAGAACACCUUUGCGUUCAGUUGAUAAAAGGAUGCAAAUUUCCUUUACUCCUCGCGCUGUCACAGCAAUACCUGAAGAUUCCUUAGCCGAAUUUGAAGCUCUUGAAAAAUGUGAAAGAGAAACACCUACCACAGGGAGUACACCUCACUAUCUACCCAAGACUCGCAUCAAAGCACAAGCAAUUCCAAGAUCUUCAAAAGGAAACGAACAAGUACCAACCGUAGAAAGAAUGCAAAUCUCACUAACACCUCGAACAAAUCUAAGUGCAAUGCCAGAUAAUUCUCUGGCAGAAUUUGAAGCACUUGAAAAAUGCGAAAGAGAAACCCCAAUGAUGAGGGAAGGAAAACAACAAAAGAAAACACCUUUAAGCUCAAGCAGAAAAUUAUCCAUCACACCGACUAUACCCAAAUUAAUUCCAAGGUCUCCUGUUUCACACAGACAAACACCACUGGGAAUAAAGAAAGUACGUCGUGGCCACAGACUACAAAUGUCCUCUACUCCUCACUCAAUUAAAGAAGAUUCUCUGGGCGAGCUUGAAACCCUAGAAAAAUACGCUGAGAGUACACCAGUGUCAAGAAUGCAUCGUAGUCCAUAUCGAAAAAUUCCCAAAUCCAGCGAAGACAAAAGAAUGCAAAUGUCCAUAACACCACGUACAGUGGACAGAAUGCCCGAGGAGUCCAUGGAAUCACAGGAAUUGGCCGAAUUUGAAGCUCUCGAAAGGCAAGGAAGGCAAACACCGUUGGCACCACGCAUGACCUGCCCUAUACCAGAUGAAUCUCCUACAUUGGCCGAGUUUGAAGCAUUGGAAAAAUAUUCCCAGGGCACACCUUUGGCACGCAUGGCCCUUAGCCAAAAUCUGAAGAAAAUAAAAGCCAGGGAAGCCGAAUCACAUGCUGAUAAAGAACGGAUGCAGAUGUCCAUAACACCACGUACAGUACCAAGAAUACCAGAGGAGUCCAUGGAAUCACAGGAAUUGGCCGAAUUUGAAGCCCUCGAAAAGCAAGGUGGACAAACUCCUUUGACACGGUCAGAUUAUAAACGAAUGCAAACUUCUAUGACACCACGCAUGACCUGCCCUAUACCAGAUGAAUCUCCUACAUUGGCCGAGUUUGAAGCAUUGGAAAAAUAUUCCCAGGGCACGCCUUUGGCACGCAUGACACUUAGCCAAAAUCUUAAGAAAAUAAAAGCCAGGGAAGCCGAAUCACAUGCUGAUAAAGAACGGAUGCAGAUGUCCAUAACACCGCGUACAGUACAAAGAAUUCGAGAUGAGUCCAUGGAAUCACAGGAAUUGGCCGAAUUUGAAGCCUUCGAAAAGCAAGGUGGACAAACACCUUUGACACGGUCAGAUUAUAAACGAUUCAACACAUCCAUUACACCACGUGUAACCUGCCCUAUACCAGAUGAAUCUCCUACAUUGGCCGAGUUUGAAGCAUUAGAAAAAUAUUCCCAGGGCACGCCUUUGGCACGCAUGACACUUAGCCAAAAUCUGAAGAAAAUAAAAGCUAGAGAAGCGGAAUCACAUGCUGAUAAAGAACGGAUGCAAAUGUCCAUAACACCACGUACAGUACACAGAAUACCCGAGGAAUCCAUGGAAUCACAGGAAUUGGCCGAAUUUGAAGCCCUUGAAAAGCAAGAUAGACUAACACCUCUAAUAUUAUCAGUUAAAACAGAUAGACGAACAUAUAUGACACCACGCAUGGCAUGUUCAAUGGCCGCAGAUCCUUUCAAUAAUACAGAGCUUAGAGAAUUUGAAGAGUUUGAAAAAAAUGCCAUGACAACGCCUGCCUCCUCUAAUCAUGACAACAUAAAAUCAAAAGCAAAUCUAAUCAGACACUUGGCAAAACAAAAAAUGCAAGUUUCCAUAACACCACGCACACAUUGUGCAUUAUCUGCAGCUUCGAAAGAAGAGGAUGCGGAAUUUGAAGCUCUAGAACGGUAUGCUUAUGCAGGAACUCCCGCAACACAAAGUGAUGGUAAAGGAAAUCAACGAAUGCAUAUGUCCAUUACACCCCGCAUGGCAGACAUAAACAUACGAGAGAGUUCAAUGGAAGCUGCGGAUAUGGCUGAAUUUGAAGCUCUCGAAAAGGGUGCUAUGGAAACACCCACCAUCGGAACCACAAAAUCACCAAGAGAACAUCAAAAUGUUGUAAACUAUAGUGCUGUACAAUCACUUGAAAGAGAGCCAAUGAAGAGAGAGCAAUGUAGACGCUAAGCUUAAUAACAUUUUGUAAAUAUUAAAAAUUGUAUAUUUGUGUAAAAUUGUGUAAAUGUGGAACGUAUAUGAAUUGCAAAUAAAUUGAAAUAGUGUUUCAAUACAA
Messenger RNA from Musca domestica (house fly), 12391 nucleotides. RefSeq lists its product as uncharacterized. The record is from RefSeq and is a predicted model, not a curated record. The coding region runs from base 118 to 12285 and encodes 4055 amino acids. Lineage: Eukaryota; Metazoa; Arthropoda; Insecta; Diptera; Muscidae. The transcript has 3 exons.